Mollisia scopiformis is the source of this 219-nucleotide messenger RNA. Its product is annotated as heat shock protein DnaJ. The record is from RefSeq and is a predicted model, not a curated record. The transcript has a single exon. The annotation marks the transcript as partial. NCBI's taxonomy places the organism in Eukaryota, Fungi, Ascomycota, Leotiomycetes, Helotiales, Mollisiaceae.
AUGAACUCGACAUUACCUCCCGACCCAUACAAGUUACUCGGUGUUGCCAAAGAUGCCAAGCUCCCAGAGAUCCGGAGUGCGCAUCGAAAGCUGGUCCUGAAGUGCCAUCCGGAUAAGGUCCAAGACGCGGCUCUGAAGGCGGUCAAACAAGAUGAGUUCCAAAAGGUACAACAGGCGUACGAGAUCCUCAGCGACGACUCGAAGCGACAACAAUACGAC